CUUCACCACUUCCUUCACGCACAGACGCACGGGGGCUUCACCACUUCCUUCACGCACAGACGCACGGGGGCACCUCUGUUCACCCAUUGUUGAAUUGCUCCCUCCACCAAACCACCAAGCAGAAGCAGGUAGUUUAUGUGGCUCUUGUCGGAUCAUUUCCAUUUAACUCCUUACUUUCAACGCUACUUUCUUGCGUAGUUCACGUGUGGAUUUGCGGUUCUAAAGUUUGCCCAGGCUUCACAAAAAUCCUGGCUCCGCCACUGUCUAAGAGUGCGACUCUUAGUGCUCCCAAGGGGGUUUACUCCUUACAAAUCGCCACCACCACGCUCCUCUUCAGAUCUAUCUGUCGCGCCGCCGCCGCGUUUUCUUCAGAAACUUCUGGGAUGGAACCAGCAGCAGCUGCAGAAGCUCUCGAAUCCUUGUCCAUCUCUGACACUGAUGUUGCCCAAUCAUCAAAUCCAAAUGACCAGUUGACCCUGGAGCAGAAGUUUCAGAUUGUGAGAAGCAUUGGAGAAGAGUGCAUUCAAGAAGAUGAGCUCCUUAAACUCCUGGCUAACAAGCCUGAGCCUGUUUGCUAUGAUGGCUUUGAGCCCUCUGGACGAAUGCACAUUGCUCAGGGUGUCAUGAAAGCAAUUAAUGUGAACAAGCUAACGUCUUCUGGCUGUCGUGUCAAAAUAUGGAUUGCUGAUUGGUUUGCCAAGCUAAACAAUAAAAUGGGUGGAGAUUUGAAGAAAAUUGAGAUUGUUGGCCGCUACUUGAUUGAAAUUUGGAAAGCUGUUGGGAUGGAUCUAGAAGGGGGUAAAGUCGAGUUUUUAUGGUCAUCUAAAGAGAUUAACGCCAGAGCUGAUGAAUACUGGCCUCUUGUGUUGGAUAUAGCUCAGAAGAAUAAUCUUAAAAGAAUUAUCAGAUGUAGCCAAAUAAUGGGACGGAGCGAACAAGACGAAUUGACUGCUGCUCAAAUAUUCUAUCCAUGCAUGCAGUGUGCUGACAUAUUUUUCCUGAAGGCUGACAUCUGCCAAUUGGGAAUGGAUCAGCGGAAAGUAAAUGUACUUGCCAGAGAGUAUUGUGAUGAUAUUAAGAGGAAGAACAAACCAAUUAUCUUAUCACACCACAUGUUACCUGGUCUACAGCAAGGACAAGAGAAGAUGUCUAAAAGUGACCAAUCAUCAGCCGUUUUCAUGGAAGAUGAGGAGGCUGAAGUGAAUGUGAAAAUAAAAAAGGCUUAUUGCCCACCAAAGAUUGUGGACGGAAACCCAUGCUUGGAGUACAUUAAAUAUCUCAUCCUUCCCUGGUUUAAUGAGUUCACGGUGGAGCGUAAUGAAGAUAAUGGUGGAAAUAAGACAUUCCAAAGCUUUGAAGAGCUGGCUGCCGACUUUGAAAGUGGAGAGUUACAUCCUGCUGAUCUUAAACCAGCUUUGUCGAAGUCAUUGAAUAAAAUUCUGGAGCCUGUAAGGGUACACUUUAGAACGGACAGCAAUGCUAAAGAGCUACUAAAAAGAGUCAAGGCUUACAGAGUAACAAAAUAAUUUGCUGAUUGAAAGACGUUGGUCUAAUUUUAUUAUUUGCCAAAAGGCCAUGCAAUUUUCGUGUUACAAAACACACUUUUUGAGUUGUAAUAUAUGGAGGUUCUCUCCAGUAUGAGUUUCAGUUAUUAUGGUAUGCAUUUUUAGGGCGUUUCCUAGUUCUUUCUAUAGACUCAUUUCACUUUUUCCGGAUGUUGGGAUUAAAUUAUUUUCUGGAAGGUAUAAACAUUAUUCUGGCACAACAAUAAAUGGUUGCUCCAUUCAAAAACAAAAAAACAAUAAAUGGUUGCUGUUGUAGA
Molecule: messenger RNA, 1822 nt
Organism: Lotus japonicus
Lineage: Eukaryota; Viridiplantae; Streptophyta; Magnoliopsida; Fabales; Fabaceae
Product: tyrosine--tRNA ligase 1, cytoplasmic-like
Exons: 13
Coding region: 384-1526 (380 amino acids)
Biological process (GO): tRNA aminoacylation for protein translation
Molecular function (GO): tyrosine-tRNA ligase activity; ATP binding
Source: RefSeq, a predicted model, not a curated record